Molecule: messenger RNA, 9291 nt
Organism: Tupaia belangeri chinensis (Chinese tree shrew)
Lineage: Eukaryota; Metazoa; Chordata; Mammalia; Scandentia; Tupaiidae
Gene: ASXL3
Product: ASXL transcriptional regulator 3
Exons: 15
Coding region: 75-6755 (2226 amino acids)
Biological process (GO): animal organ morphogenesis; positive regulation of transcription by RNA polymerase II
Cellular component (GO): PR-DUB complex
Molecular function (GO): chromatin binding; peroxisome proliferator activated receptor binding; DNA binding
Source: RefSeq, a predicted model, not a curated record
GUGCUGAGGGGCCUGUACUCAGGAAGAGAAACAGGGAAUCCUCCACAGCACUAGAGAAACACCCCAACUCACCAAUGACAGCAAAGCAGAUACUGGAAGUCAUUCAGAAAGAAGGGUUAAAAGAAACAAGAAAUGGAACUUCUCCAUUAGCCUGUCUGAAUGCUAUGCUUCACACUAACACUCGAAUAGGGGAUGGAACAUUCUUCAAAAUUCCUGGAAAGUCAGGCCUCUAUGCUCUUAAAAAAGAGGAGCCAUCAAGCCCAGCGGAUGGCACGUUGGAUUUAGUCUGUGAGUCUGAAUUGGAUGGCGCAGAGAUGGCGGAGGCUAAUGCUGAGGGGGAGGAAAAUGGAGUUUGUGCAAAGCAGGUAACUGAUGAAGCAUCUUGCACUCGAGAUUCAAGCCUUCCUAACACAGCAGUGCAAAGCAAGUUAGUGUCUUCCUUUCAGCAACACACCAAAAAGGCUCUUAAACAGGCUUUGAGGCAGCAGCAGAAAAGAAGAAAUGGAGUCUCAAUGAUGGUAAACAAGACUGUUCCUCGUGUUGUUUUGACACCAUUAAAGGUGUCUGAUGAGCAGUCGGAUUCGCCUUCAGGAUCCGAAUCUAAAAAUGGUGAAGCAGACAGUUCAGAUAAAGAAAUGAAACAUGGGCAAAAAUCUCCCACUGGAAAACAAACAAGUCAGCACUUAAAACGAUUAAAAAAGUCUGGUUUAGGACACUUGAAAUGGACCAAAGCUGAGGACAUUGACAUAGAAACCCCAGGAUCUAUUCUUGUCAACACUAACUUGAGGGCAUUAAUAAAUAAACAUACAUUUGCUUCCUUACCUCAGCAUUUUCAACAAUACCUCCUGCUUUUGCUCCCAGAAGUGGAUAGACAGAUGGGAAGUGAUGGAAUUUUACGCCUCAGUACUUCAGCUCUAAAUAACGAAUUCUUUGCAUAUGCAGCACAAGGGUGGAAACAACGACUGGCAGAAGGAGAAUUUACCCCAGAAAUGCAAUUGCGGAUAAGACAAGAAAUUGAGAAAGAAAAGAAAACAGAACCUUGGAAAGAAAAAUUCUUUGAGAGGUUUUAUGGAGAAAAGUUGGGUAUGUCACGAGAGGAAUCUAUGAAGCUCACUUCCGGACCAAACAAAGACGGAGCUGAGGGUAGUUCCUCCUGUGGGACCUCUGGUCUCCCGGGUUCUUCUGCACAGGUCCCCUUGGAAGAACAACAGCCAAAAAGCAUAAAAAGCCCAGCAUCCCCAGAGCCCGAUUUCUGUACUACACUUUGUCCUAUGGUAGAGGUUCCAGCUAAAGAUAUAAUGGCAGAAUCAGAAUCAGAGGAUAUCUUGAUCCCUGAAGAAUCUGUGAUUCAAGAGGAAAUUGCAGAAGAGGUAGAGACUAGCAUCUGUGAAUGCCAGGAUGAAAACCAUAGGACAAUACAUGAAUUUUCUGAGCAGUCUGAAAGUCCAGCCACCUCUCACAAAGAGCCCCAAGUAGCACCUCCUGAAGAUCACUUAGAGUCGUGUGUUAUGAUGAAUGAUGUUUUAGAAAGUUUGCCUCAUAUUGAAAUUAAGGUAGAAGAGAAAUCAGAAAGUUCCCAGGAAGAAAUGUCAGUUGUUAUUGAUCAAGUAGAACUCUGUGACUCUCUCAUCCCUUCCACUUCAACUGUGACUCACGUCAGUGACACAGAACACAAGGAGCCAGAAACUGCAAUAGAGACCAAUUGUCCAGAAAUAAAAACAGGCUCACCUUCUCUAGAAGGCCAGUUUCCAAGUGAAGAAAUUGCUGUAGACAUGGAGCUGCAGAGUGAUCCCGAUGAACAGCUUUCUGAAAAUGCUUGUAUCUCUGAAACUUCCUUUUCUUCGGAGAGCCCAGAGGGAGCCUGUACCAGCCUGGCAUCUCCAGGAGGGGAAACCCAGUCCACGUCAGAAGAAUCAUGUACUCCCGCCUCCCUUGAGACAACCUUUUGCUCUGAAGUGUCCAGCACUGAAAAUAAUGACAAAUAUAAUCAGAGGAACCCCACUGAUGAAAACCUUCAUGCAUCUUUGAUAUCAGAAAUAUCUCCAAUAUCCACUUCACCUGAAAUAUCAGAAGCCUCUCUGAUGUCUAACUUACCAUUAACAUCUGAAGCAUCUCCAGUUUCCAACUUACCUUUAACAUCAGAAACAUCACCAAUGUCUGACUUACCUUUGGCAUCAGAAACGUCUUCUGUGUCUUCCAUGCUUCUCACCUCUGAUGCCACUUUUGUACCUAGUUUGCCGCUUCCUUCAGACACAUCUCCAAUUUCUAGUUCUUCCAUGAGUGAAAGAAUGGUGCAUCCACAAAGAAAGUCUCCUUCUGUAUCUGAAGAACCUCUCUCCCCACAGAAGAAUGAGUCUUCUACCCCUGCCAAACCCCUGGGAGAGAACCUUAUCUCCCAGCAGAAGACUUUAUCCAGUACUCCUGAACCCAUCAAAAUGAGUUCUUCUGUCACUGCCCCCGAAGCAUUUCCUGCUGAAGAAUUGCACAAUAAGACUCUGAGUCAGCAGCCUUGCAAAUCACAUGUCGAAACUGAAAAGCUCUACUCUGCCUCAAUUCCAGAACUUUCUUCUACAGAAAUGAUGAAAACUAAAAAUCAUAGUGUACUGCAAAGAACAGAAAAGAAAGGAGUGUCUUCACCAUUGCAAUUAUCUGUCUUUUCAGAAGAGACAGAGAGUAAGGUAAAUGAGCUUCCAUCAGCUAAACUACAGGACAAGCAGUAUGUUCCAUCAGUGGAUAAGGCUUCAAUUUCAGAAGGCUCUAGGAAUAAAACCCAUAAGCCAGGGAGCACACAGAAUCGGUUGGAGAUCUCGCAUACUUCCAAGUCAACAGAACCCUCCAAGUCACCUGAUGGGUUAAGAAAUGAAAGUAGAGAUUCAGAGAUAUCAAAGAGGAAAACUGCAGAGCAGCACAGCUUUGGAAUCUGUAAGGAAAAGAGAGCGAGAAUAGAAGAUGAUCUGUCAACCCGGAACGUAACCUCUAGCAGCCCACCUGAGAAAGAACAGCCUCCAAGAGAGGAACCGAGGGUUCCCCCUCUCAAGAUCCAGCUUUCCAAAAUUGGGCCACCUUUUAUUAUCAAGAGCCAGCCAGUCUCUAAACCAGAGUCUCGAGCGUCCACUAGCACAUCCGUCAGUGGGGGAAGGAACACAGGAGCCAGGACCCUGGCAGAUAUCAAGGCCCGUGCCCAACAAGCUCGGGCCCAGCGAGAGGCUGCUGCAGCUGCGGCGGUAGCUGCUGCAGCGAGCAUCGUCUCUGGAGCCAUGGGCAGCCCAGGAGAGAGUGGAAAGGCAAGAACCCUGGCACACAUCAAAGAGCAGACAAAAGCUAAGCUCUUUGCAAAGCAUCAAGCUCGAGCCCAUCUCUUCCAGACCUCUAAAGAAACCCGGUUGCCUCCACUCAGCUCGAAGGAAGGGCCUCCAAGCUUAGACAUCUCUUCUGCCCCUGAAACAAAAAUGGAAGGUUCAACUGGUGUCAUUAUUGUCAAUCCAAACUGCAGAUCUCCUAGCAACAAGUCUACACACCUCCGGGAGACCACCACUGUAUUACAACAGUCUCUUAACCCGACUAAGCUUCCAGAAACUGCCGCUGACUUAUCUGUGCAUAGUUCUGAUGAAAACAUACCUGUGUCACAUUUAUCUGAGAAAAUUGUUUCAUCUACCUCUUCUGAAAAUAGCAGUGUGCCCAUGCUUUUUAAUAAAAAUUCUGUCCCUGUGUCUGUUUGCAGCACUGCUAUGUCGGGAGCAAUUAAAGAACAUCCUUUUGUGAGUUCUGUUGAUCAAUCCUCUGUUCUCAUGUCUGUUGACAGUGCAAACACUACGAUUUCUGCUUGUAAUAUAAGCAUGUUAAAAACCAUCCAGGGAACUGACACUCCAUGCAUAGCCAUUAUACCAAAAUGUAUUGAAAGCACUCUUAUUCCGGCCACUACAGAGGGCUCUGGUGUAUCCAGCUCCAUGGAUGAUAAACAGUUGCUAAUCUCUAACAGCAGUGCUGGUAACUUAGUCUCCAGCCAGUACACCUCUGUGCCAACCCCCUCCAUUGGAAAUAAUUUGCCAAACCAUCUCUCCACUAGCUCUGUCUUGAUUCCCCCAACAGGAAUUAACAACAGGUUUCCUUCUGAGAAGAUAGCCAUGCCUGGGAGUGAAGAACAGGCCACUGUGCCUAUGGGCACCACUGUGAGAGCCACCCUCAGCUGCAGUGAUUCGGUAGCAGUCACAGACUCUGUGGUGGCACGCCCACCAGUCGCCAUGUUUACUGGAAACAUGCUAACAAUCAACUCUUAUGAUAGUCCUCCCAAGUUAAGUGCUGAAAGCUUGGAUAAAAAUUCAGGGCCUCGAAACAGGGCAGACAAUUCUGGGAAACCUCAGCCACCACCAGGGGGCUUUGCACCAGCAGCCAUAAACAGAUCCAUCCCGUGUAAAGUCAUUGUUGACCACAGCACAACGCUGACCUCUAGUUUGUCACUGACUGUCUCCAUUGAAAGUACAGAAGCCAGCUUGGACCUCCAGAGCAGGUCGGUGAGGACAGAGGCAUCCAUUCAGCCCAUGGCGUGUCCUCAAGUGUCUGUGAUUAGCAGGCCUGAGCCAGUUGCAAAUGAAGGUGUAGAUCACAGUUCUUGUUUUGUCGCUGCUUCUGCAGCAAAAGCAGACUCGAAAACAUUGCAGGUCACGUGCACAAGUCUUCGAGAAUUGCCCAUUGUUGCUCCAGAAAAAUUGAAUGAGGUGACUCCUCCUAGUCAUAGCUUUGCUGAGCAGGCACGUAGUGGUCCAGCAACUUUCAAAAGUGAAGCAGACACAACUUGUAGCAAUCAGUACAAGCCUGGUACCCGAAUUUGUUGGAACGAUGAUGGGAUGAGGAGCACCGGACAACCUCUGGUCAGUCAUGCAGGUUCCAGUAAACAGAAAGAAUAUAUGGAUCAGACUUGCCUGAAGACCAUCCAAACAGAGCACGCCAGCUAUGCGCAUGUGUCAGAACUUCACCCCAGGAAUCUCAUCACAAAUGUCACUCUUCCUGUGAAAUCGGAGCCUCACGAAGUGGACAAAGGCUUUAGGAUGGACACUGAAGACUUCUCUGGCCCUGAGCUGCCUCCUCCGGCUGCAGAGGUAGCCUCCAGUGUACAACAGACACCAAAUGUGAAAGCCCCCACCUCGAGUCCCAUGGAAGAGGCUAUUUCCUUGACUACAGACACCUUGAAAAGAGUUCCUAGUGCAGGGAGCUCCAGCUGCCGUCUGUCGUCCGUGGAGGCGAACAAUCCACUGGUGACACAGCUACUACAGGGCAACCUGCCUUUGGAAAAAGUGUUGCCACAGCCCAGAUUGGGAGCCAAGCUUGAAAUCAACCGACUUCCUUUGCCUCUUCACACUACCUCAGUGGGCAAAACAGCACCAGAGAGGAGCGUUGUGGAAAUGCCAUCCAGCUCUCCAAAUCCAGAUGGUAAGGGCUACUUGGCAGGGACCCUUGCCCCACUCCAAAUGAGAAAGCGAGAAAACCACCCCAAAAAGAGAGUAGCUAGGACUGUGGGGGAACAUGCUCAAGUUAAAUGUGAACCAGGGAAAUUGUUGGUGGACCCAGAUGUGAAGGGGGUGCCUUGUGUCAUCAAUUCCAGCAUGAAUCAGUUAGGGCACAGCCAGGCAUUUAAGCAAGAAUGGCUGAGCAAACACUCCAUGCAGAACAGAGUCGUUCACAGCCCCGAGGUCAAACAGCAAAAGCGGCUGCUCCCCGCGUGUAGCUUCCAGCAGAAUCUAUUUCAUGUUGACAAGAAUGGCGGCUUCCACCCCGACGCUGGUACCUCACACAGACAGCAGUUUUACCAAAUGCCUAUGUCUGCCAGGGGCCCCCUUCCAACCGCAGCUCUGUUGCAGGCCCCUUCCAAGGCCCCAGUGGGCUGUAAUGCAUUUGCCUUCAAUAGGCAUCUUGAACAAAAGGGAUUGGGAGACGUUAGUCUUUCUUCAGCACCUCACCAGCUAAGGUUAACCAACAUGUUAUCUCCCAGUAUGCCCAUAAAAGAGGGCGAUGACGUGGGAGGAACUGCACAUGCCAUGCCAAACAAAGCCCUGGUGCACCCCCCCCCCCCGCCCCCCCCACCCCCGCCCCCUCCCUUGGCUUUGCCCCCACCUCCGCCCCCACCACCUCCACUACCUCCACCUCUCCCUAAUGCAGAAGUCCCGUCCGAUCAGAAACAACCGCCAGUUACCAUGGAAACCACUAAGAGACUUAGUUGGCCACAGUCCACCGGCAUAUGUAGCAAUAUAAAAUCGGAACCUCUUUCUUUUGAGGAAGGUUUAAGCAGCAGCUGUGAACUGGGCAUGAAACAAGUUUCCUAUGACCAGAAUGAAAUGAAAGAACAGUUAAAAGCAUUUGCGCUAAAAAAUGCAGAUUUCUCUUCCUAUUUGCUUUCUGAGCCACAGAAGCCUUUUACCCAAUUAGCUGCUCAGAAAAUGCAGGUGCAGCAACAACAGCAGCUCUGUGGAAAUUAUCCAACAAUACACUUUGGUAGCACGAGCUUCAAAAGGGCAGCAUCUGCAAUUGAAAAGUCCAUUGGGAUUUUGGGAAGUGGCUCCAAUCCUGCCACGGGCCUGCCUGGUCAGAACGCUCAGAUGCCCGUUCAGAACUUCGCCGACAGCAGCAACACCGACGAAUUGGAACUGAAAUGCUCUUGCCGGCUGAAAGCCAUGAUUGUGUGCAAAGGCUGCGGGGCCUUCUGCCACGACGACUGCAUAGGUCCUUCAAAACUCUGUGUAGCUUGCCUGGUUGUGCGAUAAGAGCUGAGUGAAAGAUGCAGUAUCCCUUUUCAGCAUGGAAAAUCCGAACAGCAUCAGCAACCACAAAUUGAAAUAACACAGUUAGCUUUUAUCAUGCGUAUUUAUUUUACUUUGAAGCAGAUGAUCUCUUCUCUGUGGGAUUAGGAUUUUCUGGUGUUUCUGAUAAAGGGGAGGGUGCAUCCCAACUGAAUGGCUCGGCAGCAUGACUUUUACAUAUCUAGUUGCCAUUCCCAGCCUUGGGACAUUUGUGUCCAUGUGUAUAAAGGUCACCACUCCGUUUUAUUUUCCUUUUUAAUUUUUAACACCCAAUGUAGAUAGGAAAAGGACAUUUUCAAUGACUCAAAAGAACCAGAAAUGCAGAUGUAGAAAGACAAUGAUAAAAGUGAUCUUAGAUGGUCAUGCCUUUUCUGUAGAUGAAGCAUUUCAGCCAGGAUUUUUAUAGUUGACUUUUCUAGAUCUACCUUUACGACAGUGGUGAAAUCCUGUUUGGGAAGGGGAAUCUGAUUUCAAUAUGUGAUUCCUCGUAUUUACUCAUACAUGCAAGAUACGUUAAAGUAGGUAUGCCAUUUUUAAUAAAAUCCACUGCCCUUAUUAGUCUCUUUCCUCCCUCUCUACUGCUUCUCAGAGACUGUGGCAGAAUAUCUGACUCUGCCUUGGAUUUAGUACACAUUUCCUUGUGGAAUGUGUCCUCCACCUAAAAUGACAGCAUAGACCUCAUUCACCGUAAUCUGGUUCUAGGCCUUUGACCACCGAUAAUAUAAGAUCCAUUGGCCAACAGAGACCAUAGUUCUUAGAACAUUUGGAGCUUCAUGUAUGGCUUUUAAGAGCAAGUAUGAAAAAAGAAAAAAGCCCUGCAAUUGAAAACAAAUAAAAUGAUGUAUAUGCACACAUGAGUUGAUAGUGUAAAUACUAGUCCAUUCUGUUCACUCUAAUACAAUUGCUAGAUACUAAAACUGGGGAAGGGGGGGUAGUCAUAGCCCUUAUUGAUGACACCAGUUCUUUCUGAUCUCCAACGUUGAGAGCUUGGCCACCUCUUUUUAUAAAUGUCAUUGAUAAAAGGGACUACAGAAGGCUGAAGUGUUGACAUGUUUCUGAACAAUUUUUUCCCUCAUUAUUCACAAUCUAUAUACUUGUAUUUAGCUGACAUAGCUCUUAUUUUUUAAAAAAAAAUGUUCUAGGUAGUGCAUGUUUUAUUUUCCUGAGGUGAACUGAAUACAUUGUUCAUAUCUGGAGGAAUGGGACAGCUUUUGAAAAAGGGAUACUGCAUCUUACCAUGACGGUCAGUGUCUAUCCAGUAAGUCUGAGUGUUGUGUAUUUGAGCUACAUUCCAUAUACUUUGGCCACCCUGGUGCUGGAAAACAGCUGUAGUUCAGGAGGCUCUGUUCCCAAAAGCAAGUUCAAAAGCACAUGUACAUUGUGGGAAGAUGAAAGGAAGCAAAACCACGCCCAUUAAACUUCAGAUAAUAGAGCACAAAAUGCGGAGUGCCAUUAACCCAUUUCUUGAUUGUGGCUGUAGGAAAAAAAAAGAGGGAAUAAAAAUCAUCUAUAUCCAGGGUAAGAUUGAUAGAUAUUUCCACAUGGAAUUAUCCUAAUCAAUGUAAACUUUGUUUGACAUUCCCUUAAAUCAUGUCUUAAAAGUUAACUGGAAUGAGCAGAAAUUAAAUUCCUGGAGGGGGAAAAAAAAAAGAAAAACAGAACAAAAAACAUUUGUGAGUUUUUAAAAUAAUACUCAACUAUGAUACGUUUUUUUUCCUUCGUAUUUAUUAUUGUGAUGUUGACAAAUUUCUUUAGGUGAUGAGACAUUGUUUUUAUUAAUAUUGUUUUUAUUAACAAAUUGCCAAUAAUGAAAGGUACUUUAUUUUCAAAAGAAAAGCCUGCCUCUGUGGCUGUCAUUUGGUGCUUUGGUACUAUUACUUCUAUUUUUCAUAUGAAAAUUAGCUAAAUGAAUAACUGAGACAGUUAGCAAUGCACUUAACCAGCCCUUGCCAAGGAAUGCAGCAGCAAUUCCUGUGGCUCUUGAGCGAACUCUGCACUUGCCAGAUUGCAUUUGGGUGGCGUCCUUAUCCCUGGUGUCUUUAUAGUCUGCUUGGCUCCAAUACCAUCUUGAUUCUGAAGAUCAUGCUCUUAGUCUCACGAUGGGACACCCCUAGACAAUAAACACUUGCAUCCAAAUUUCUUCCAAAUUCAGUCACUGGUAUACCCGUGUCAGAUACUGUCUACACCAGCAGAUCAAAAACUACCACACCAGUAGCUGACACACGGUGUUGAAAGAAACUCCAGUCUACAACACCUUUGCACUCUGCAUGUGAGGUACAACUGAGCCGGGGUGAUACUGAGCUCAUUGUCCGUUCCAUCAUGGUUCAAUACUGCCUGCAAGUAGCUUAGUGGGAAUAAAGAAGUGUCCUUCUGUAUGUCUAGUUUUUUCACCUAACAUGUCUGAAGAAUCACUUGUUGAUAAUGCAUGGAUUCUAUCACCCUGGUCCAAAGAACAUACUUUUUCCAUGCCUUUGCUCUUUUUUUGCCCCCAACUCAAAUU